Messenger RNA from Macrobrachium nipponense, 723 nucleotides. RefSeq lists its product as uncharacterized. The record is from RefSeq and is a predicted model, not a curated record. Lineage: Eukaryota; Metazoa; Arthropoda; Malacostraca; Decapoda; Palaemonidae. Bases 1 to 723 code for a protein of 240 amino acids. The transcript is spliced from 2 exons.
AUGGAGGAACGAGAAAAAGGGAGGACGAAAGAGGAAGAGAACGAUGGCGGGAACGAGAAAAGGAAGACGAAGAGAAAGAGAAAGAAUGGAAAGGAACGAGGAAAAAGGGAGACGAAGAGGAAAGCGAAAGAUGGAGGAAGGAACCGAGAAAAAAGGGAGGACGAAGAGAAAGAGAAAGAUGGAAGGAAGGAACGAAGAAAAAGGGAUGACGAAGGAAAGAAGGAAAGAAAGUCUGGGAGGAACGAGGAAAAGGGAAAAAAGGGAGACGAGACAAAGAGAAAGAUGGGGAACGAGAAAAAGGGAGAAAACGAAGAGAAAGAGAAAGAUGGAGGAACGAGAAAAGGGAAAAAGGGAGACGAAGAGGAAGAGGAAAGAUGGUCGGGGUCGGGAAAACGAGAAAAAAGGAGGCGAAAUGAGAAAGAGAAAGAUGGAAGGAACGAGCAAAAAGGGAAAGAGAAAAGAGAAAAGAGAAGAUGGAGGAACGAAGAAAAGGAAGACGAAGGAGAAGGAGAAAGAUUGAGGAACGAGAAACAAGGGAGACAAAGAGAAAGAGGAGACGAAGAGAAAGAGAAAGAUGGCAGGAAAACGAGGGAAAAAGGGAGAAAAGAGAAAGAGAAAAGUGAGGAACGAGAAAAAGUGGAGGGACGAAGAGAAAGAGAAAGAUGGAGAGGAACGGAAGAAAAAGGGAGACGAGAGAAAGCGAAAGAUGAGGAACGGAGAUAA